Phymastichus coffea is the source of this 1599-nucleotide messenger RNA. Its product is annotated as multiple inositol polyphosphate phosphatase 1-like. Bases 144 to 1463 code for a protein of 439 amino acids. The transcript has 9 exons. Lineage: Eukaryota; Metazoa; Arthropoda; Insecta; Hymenoptera; Eulophidae. Gene Ontology annotation, molecular function: acid phosphatase activity; inositol phosphate phosphatase activity. The record is from RefSeq and is a predicted model, not a curated record.
UUUGUUCAUUCUAUUAUCCCAGUAACUAGCAUUUGAUAAAAUUAUGAUAGCAUUGUUGUUCAGAUGUUAAUAUUUUACUUAGUAGUAGUAGUCAAGGAAGAUUUCAUUAAACGAUAAAUCUACACUUAUAAAACGUUUGCAAAAUGUUAAAAGUCAUACUCUUACUGUUUUUACAAAUAUGUAUUAGCACUUUGUUCCCAGGAUUAUUUGCACAAGAAUGUUUCAAUGACAGUAACAAAUUCUAUUGUCAAUUAAAUACAAAAACACCAUAUAGGUUUGUAGCUAAUUAUAAUGAUUCUCAACUUCACUAUCCAGGAUGUACAGAAAAAAAAAUUUGGAUGAUGAUACGUCAUGGUACCAGAUUUCCUGGAAAAAAGCAUAUUAAAAAAAUGAAAACAAUACUGUCUGAACUAAAGAAUAAGAUCAUUGAAAACUUUAAUAAAAAUAAUUCAGAGUUAUCGGUUGACACGGUUGAAAGAUUAACCGAAUGGAGAAGGUCUUUCAACAAAGAUGAUGAUAAGAACUUAGCUCUUGAAGGAGAACAUGAACUUGUUGAUUUGGCAGAAAGAAUGCAAGCCAGAUUCCCAAAACUCUUGCCAGAAGAUUAUAGCAAAGAUGUAUAUAAGUUUAAGUACACUAACACUCAGCGAGCUGAGAAGAGUGCAAAAUCUUUUGCUCUUGGAUUGUUUGGACAAAAUCAAAGUAUGAGUAUUGGGUUUCCAGAAGCUGAAAAUAAAGAUCCUAUACUGAGGUUCUAUAAGAGGUGUGAUCGAUGGAAAAUUGAAGUUGACGAAAAUCCUGAAACCUACAAGGAGAAAAACUCCCUGAUACAAAGCCAAAUUUUAGGGAAAGUUUUAGAUAAUGUAUCCAAACGUGUUGGAUUUAAAGUUAAUUAUGAGGAAGUGUACUACUUAUAUAUGAUUUGUGCAUUUGAAACAGCAUGGGAUGCAACGAAAAAUUCAUCAUGGUGUGAUUUACUUUCACUAGAUGAUGUAAAGGUAUUAGAAUAUGUGGAAGAUCUAGAAUUGUAUUGGGUUGAUGGGUAUGGCCAUGAAUUAACUUAUAAACAAGCAUGUCCAGCUCUUAGAGAUAUGUUUACAUUUUUUGAUUCAUCUGAAAAAGCUCUAGCAACAGCAUAUUUUUCACAUUCUGGUACAGUACUCAAACUUUUAUCGAUUCUUGGAGUAGCAAAAGAUGAUAAGCCUCUUACUUUUCAAUCCUAUUCUUCACAUUUGAAUUCAAGAAAAUGGAAGUCAAGUUUGAUUGAUGCUUUUGCAAGUAACAUAGCUUUCGUUUUAUACGACUGUGAAAAGCAAGGAUCUAGUAUCCUUCUAUUACACCAAGAACGUGAAGUUCAGAUACCAGGUUGCUCAUCAAAAUCAUUAUGUCCAGUAUCACAAAUGAAAGAUAUCUUCCCAGAUACUGAACAAGAAUGUAGAUUCAAUGCUCUCUGCUCAGUUUAACCAUUGUACUUAUAAGAAGUGACUGUAUAAGUUGAUUAAGUAUUAGUUUUUAACACCAACUCAUGACACUGGUGAUAAGAUCAAAAUUAAUCAAUGACAUAUUUAUAUAUUUUAUUUAUUUUUUAAAAAUUUUACA